Molecule: messenger RNA, 786 nt
Organism: Heterocephalus glaber (naked mole-rat)
Lineage: Eukaryota; Metazoa; Chordata; Mammalia; Rodentia; Bathyergidae
Source: RefSeq, a predicted model, not a curated record
AUUUUGUAGGCCGGAACCUCUUGUACUGGGUGCCGGAGAGCACGCACCGGGAAGGAUUUGGACGUUACACCGCCGCGCACCUUGUCCUUCAGCCCGGCAUUCGGAGAAGAAAGCUUGUAUCUUAGGCCCCGCUGGGGUACUGGUGAUUUCUCUUGUGGUUCGGGGUCUGAGGCUAGGCCUCAAGUGGAAACGGCGUCACCAUGAUGGCCGGACGGCCGGGCCGAGUGCCCUUACAGUUCGUACCAGAUGAGGCCCGGAAUCUCCCUCCGCCCAAGCUGACCGACUCGCGGCUUCUCUACUGCGGCUUCCUGGGCUACUGCUCGGGCUUACUUGAUAACGCGUUACGGCGGAGGCCGCCGCUGACUGCGGGUGUGCAUCGCCAGCUUCUGUAUGUUACUUCCUUUAUGUUUGUUGGAUAUUAUCUUCUAAAACGUCAGGAUUAUAUCAGUGCCAUAAGGGAUCAUGACAUGUUUGCGUAUAUUAAAUCACAUCCAGAGGAUUUUCACAAAAAAGUUCUGGAGGCAAGGAAAUCCAAAAUCAAGGUGCCAACAGUUUCAGUGUCUGAUGGCUUAUUCUGCUUCAUAGAUGGCACCUUCAUCUUGCUGUCUUCUUACCUGAGGAGAAAACUUAUGGUGAUAUUCUGGAAGAAUUUCAUCCAGUUCGUUGAAGUCUUCAAAACACUUCCAUUUUACUGAGACCUGUUAUUUCUGAAUUGUAUGGAACAUGUUUCCAUGACUGAAGUUGAUGUUAAUCUCUGUGCUACAAUUAAAAUGAUUAUUAUAAGUA